Acanthoscelides obtectus is the source of this 1245-nucleotide messenger RNA. NCBI's taxonomy places the organism in Eukaryota, Metazoa, Arthropoda, Insecta, Coleoptera, Chrysomelidae. The record is from the annotation of a GenBank genome assembly.
AUUAACAGGUCUACACUUGUUUGAAAACGAGGGACAGAACUUAUGGCAUGACUACGUAUAUCUGCGUAAUACCGAGAUGGCAGGCGAUAGGUGACGGCUGACAAUCCAUUUAUACUUUUCAGCGAGUAGGCUGCUGAAUAAAUUGAAAGCAAAUAGGAAUAGUAAGCAUCAGUACGUCGUUCAUAUUGUCAUAGAAUCAUAAAGAAGUACAGUAUUCACCACCUAAAGACAGUGCGUCUGAAAAUUAUUUGAUCUAACCUACCAAGUUGCAUACUCUGAAACAGGGCCUGUAAGAUGCCAAUCGCUCUUUCAGUGGGAAUGUUACUGUGGGUUGUCACAUCUUGACACGUCGGUGACUGCAUCCCAUCCAUUAAACCAUGCAUAAGUCGAAACGCUUACAGAAUCGCAGCCGCGGUUUGGCACGUAAGUUGACCGUGUAAAUGGACGACAUCUGUGGCAAGCUUUACAAUAUAAAUUACUUGCCUGCCCAUCUCUACCUUUUGUCAUAUGCGACCACAAAAUAACCUAAGUGUAAAAAGAAAACAAACUACCCAGAAAAUUUUAUGAAAUACAAAUUGAGGAAAUUUGAUCGUUUGACUGUUUAAUGAUGUUUCUACUACGUUUACGAAGAUUUGUCACGAGCAAAAAUAUACAAAUAGGAUCGCGAAGUGUGGCUUCAUCAGGUAUUUGUGAUCGAUCAACUAUUUUCAACAGGAGCAAUUUGAGACAUGCACAACACGAUAGACUUUGUAGAGUUCCGAAAAUCAUUUACCCAGGUUAUAGUACAAGUCCAGAUCUAAGCAACGACCAAUUGGACAGUAAUUUAUAUGAAAAGGUAUGUGAUGAAACGUUGGAAUCGCUAACAGAAUUCUUUGAGGAGUUAAUAGAAAAUCAUGAUCAAUUAGCUGCUGGAGAUGUUCAAUACAGUAGUGGAGUGCUCACUGUAAAUUUAGGAAAGUGUGGAACAUAUGUGAUAAAUAGACAAUCUCCAAACAAACAGAUUUGGCUGAGUUCUCCAACUUCUGGUCCAAAAAGGUAUGAUUAUGUUGUAGAAGACGACUAUUGGGUCUAUAAGCAUGAUAAGAAGUCAUUACAUCAGCUGUUAGAAAGUGAAAUAUCUCAAAUUGUGGGUGCAAAAGUGGACUUGUCAAAAUGUGCUCAUGUUAGACUGUGAUUUAAAAUGGAUAAUAAUGUAAAAAAUGUAUGAACCAUAUAUUAUUUUACAAUUAAAAAGUGUGAAACUCA